This is a messenger RNA of Fundulus heteroclitus (mummichog), 4413 nucleotides long. RefSeq names its product Kruppel-like factor 5b (gene klf5b). Gene Ontology annotation, molecular function: RNA polymerase II cis-regulatory region sequence-specific DNA binding; DNA-binding transcription factor activity, RNA polymerase II-specific. The record is from RefSeq and is a predicted model, not a curated record. NCBI's taxonomy places the organism in Eukaryota, Metazoa, Chordata, Actinopteri, Cyprinodontiformes, Fundulidae. Gene Ontology annotation, biological process: regulation of transcription by RNA polymerase II.
UGUGCCAAAUGCCGCCUGGUUGCCCUGUUUAUUUAACACAUGUUCGGCGCCGCCCCGCAGACGCGCUGAUAUCACGCCGUUGCGUAAUUUGACAAGCCACUGCAAACCAGAGGAGGAUGAGCGUUUGACAGCUGGGUCGCGGGGGAUUGUUGUCGAAGCGAAAAGAAAUCAUAUAUGCGGAAUUUAUUUAGAGAUUUUUUAAUAUUUCUUAGCGAUAUCGGGAGCGUACAGGGGUAUCUGAUCUUUUAAUGGCCGCAGCUGUGACGAAUUCGGUUUGGGUUGCUCCGGGGCAGGACGCGCAGUUUCUCCACAAAACCCACCCAGCAGCGCCGCUGACAUCAUCCGACGGUCUGAAGGGUGAGGAUCAUGGACAAGUGCUUUGUAACGCCAUGCUGGGAAUUUCAUCUUUCCCAGAUUAUAAUCUGGGCAAAGCCGAGAUGGACACGUAUUUACUCCACGAGGCGGUGAACUCGAAAAUGUUUGACCGGGACGGCGCUCCCACGCUGGAGCCGCCUUUCGCCGAAGACUUCGCCUCCUCUUACAGCGUCAACAUGAGCCUGCUCCUUCCUGAUUCAGCCUACCUGCACCCUGGCCUCUGCCGCCCUGCGAGGCAAAUCAAAAUGGAGCCAUCGCUGCACUCCGCCUGCCACGGAGACGGAGCACCAGCCACCCUCCCGGAGUACCUGGGAAUGUUCAAGGCAGCUGACCCUCCAGGUGGCGGCUUUUUCAUCAAGCAGGAAGUGGAGGAAUUCCAAGAGAUUCCCCAGAGUCAGAUGUUGAACACCGAUUUGGAGCAGAGCUCUUUCCCCCUCACCCAGCUAAGCCUUCCGGUUGGGAAUCGACACGUAGGCGAACUGGCACAUGUUUCACAGACUGAAUGUUUUCUGUUUAAUCAGCACCCCGGCCAUCAGUUUAGACCAACCUAUCUGCCACCAUCGCCGCCAAAUUCCGAGCCCCCCAGUCCAGACAGGAGCAAGGAGCUCCUCCACAACGUCUCUCCUCCUCCCUCCUACGAAGCCAGCAUAGCCUCCAAGACAACCCCGCGGACCCACGGCUCCGCUGAUCCCAGGCAGACCUUCAGCGAGCCUUCGAUUCAACACCACGACCAAAACUACGCUCCUGGGUUUUGCCAAAGUUCAGCUGGCGGACCGGUUCAGAACGCCAGCCUGGCACCAGCGCAGGCGACGUCAAGCGUCGGGCCACCGUCUCCCGAGCCGGCCCAGUCUGCUCCGGUCAAGUACAACCGCAGGAAUAACCCGGAUUUGGAAAGGCGGCGGAUUCACCACUGUGAUGUUCCAGGCUGCAAGAAAGUAUACACAAAGUCGUCUCAUUUAAAGGCCCACCUACGGACCCACACAGGUGAGAAGCCGUACCAGUGCUCCUGGGAGGGAUGCGAGUGGCGCUUCGCCCGCUCCGAUGAGCUGACGCGGCACUACAGGAAGCACACCGGGGUGAAGCCUUUCCAGUGCGCCGUGUGCAGCCGGUGUUUCUCCCGAUCCGACCACCUGGCCCUGCACACCAAGAGGCACCAGAGCUAAGGAACCCCUUUAGCUGUACCUGCCCAGUCAUGGAAAAAAUAACGAGGGAAAAAAAAUAGACUGCAGUUCAUUCUAAUUACUCUCAAAGGAUAUAGUUUGAUUUGCUCUGAUCUGACACCAAUUCUUUUUAUUUUUUUUAUUCUGAGAAUAUUAAAUCUGAUUGUUGCCUUACUAUUAUGUCUCCUCAAUGUGAGAUCUUGUCAUUUUUUUCCCCAAGUGUUUUUUUUGAUAGUAUACCAUUUUUGAACAUUUGACAAUUUCUUUUUUUAUAUAUAUAUAUCUGAACUGUUGAUCGUGCAGAUCAUAUCAGCAUUGUUUUAGUUUAUUUAUGAAGGUUUUGUGAUGUCAGCUGAAGGGAAAAGGAUGUUGUUCUAGCCUGAAGGUUAAAGCGUGGUUGCGUAUGUGAACCAUGGAGGAAGUCGGGCGGUUGGGGGGAAAAGCUGCGCACGCAGGAUGGAUAUAAGAGAACGUGUUUUUGGUGUGAUGAGCACAGAUUGUGUCAUGCGCGGCCUGUGCAUUGCUCAUAGCAUUACUUUAAUACUGCCAGGUUCAAAAUACUUUGAAUCGAAAGAGCGUUGUUUGUGAGAAGAUCCAUUGUUUUUCUCUCUCUCUCUCUCUCUCUCCUGUAAUAAAAUGCUGAUGUUUGGUUUUGGUUGCCGAUGGUUUCAUUUAGUAAGCGUGAGAGCAGCAAGGGAAAAAAAUAUUUGCCUACUCAAAGAUUGCUUCCACUUAUUUAUUUAUUUUAUUUUUUUUGUCAUACUUGAAUGUUUCAGAUCAUCAAACAAAUUUUAAUGUCAAAGGUAAUCUGAUUAAAUACAAGGAGCGUUUUUCAAAGGUUAAGCUGUUUUCGUAUUUGUACCUGCUUUGCCAACACAUAUUGCCAGUUCAUCGCAAGGCAGGGCAGAACGGAGACACACCAGACAAACAGCCGUCCACGUGCACACUCCCUUCUAACGGCGAUUUCGAGCAAGUUUGUUGCUCCGUCUUUAGAGUAAAAAGUGCUGAAAAGUUUCAUCAAUUAAAGUAACACUGGUCCUAGCAUGAUAUGUGCAUCAUGUUGAGGCCUGAGCUUUUAUCGGUCCAUCCGAUCUCCUACCCGUGAAUCUGUUGGAGUAACUUUUCUGUUACAGGAUCAGCUUUUGGGGAGGCUUUAGCUGUCAGGCAUAUGACCUCACUCAAUACAGGGGCUCUAAACAUUUAAGAGUUUAAAGCCAGCUCAAAGAUUGUAAGGUGCCUUUGGCUGCAAAACAAGCUACAGCUUGAUAUGAUGCGUGUGUUCUCAUCAAAGGGCUUUAUUUACCUGGCUAUGUGACCAAGGUGAGCAUCCGGUAGUUACUUAUACACUGCUCUGAUGCACGAAAACAGAAGGAUGGAUUUGUUCUUUAAGGUGACCUGCAUCAUGUCAAAACGAAAGUACGCAACAUCAUCUUGUCUGUUCAAGUCUUUCAGUUUGAGCUGGAAUUUCCUCCACGCCGCACCAUUAUUAGAACCAGUUUGAUAGCAAUUGUGGCAAACACAACAAGAUGUCCUCGUCUUUGUUUACAGUGCGUGGAAAGUGUGCUUGUGACAUGAGUCAUUGAGAAGGUGCCGACAAAGGGUGCCAAGAAAAUCCGCUCAAGCCUCAGAAGGUGCCUGAGCUUGUUCUGAGAGUGGAGAAAGUUGCCUGCAUGUAUGGACGACUCAAAGCAGUUUUUUUUUUAACCAUUACCUGAAACUCAACAUGAUCUUUACAGCACGUCUAGGAGCUGGUAAAUCGUAAAGGUGAAAUACUACAAGCGAGAAGUAUUUGUGGGUUUGGAAGAGUUGGUAAUUAUCUUAUUUCUCUAGCGGUUGACAAAGUCACUCCUCCGGAUCCAAUUAUAAAAGAGCCUGGUACAGGAUGUUCAGGGUGUUUCUUCUAAACUGUACCCUGUUCUUAGAAACUGCAUUCGCUUCAUGCACGGGUAGGAGCAUACCAGGUCUCAAAAUAUCCCUCUGUUGGUGCUGGAUUAUAGCGACAAAGCAAUGCGGUUUUAUUCCGGGGAACACCGUGUUUUCCACGGAAGCUUGAAAACAUAAAAGCAAGAAUGUGACAUCCAAACAGUUUUUGCUCUCGUGCAUUAAAAAGUAGACAACACCUUAUGUCAGCUAUAGUUUUAGCUUUGGUGGCAAUGGUGACCAGAAGCGGACGGAUUUUUCUUCUGCCAUUUCCAAUUCUGAUAUUUAAGAUUCAGGCUUGCUGAAAUAUUUGCCUUUUUCUUUUACUGUUUAAUCAAUUUAUGCAAUAUUACUUUUUUGUCUUUUGCAAGUUUUUUUUCUAUCCGUAAUUGAAACGUCUUUCAAAUGAGGCAUGUGGAGUUGUCGGCUGAAUCGUGCUGGUUGACCAGUAGCUUGUGACACACCCAGAAUUAAUGUGCUUCUUUCUCUGAGUAUAUUUACUUGUAAAUUUGGACAUUUCCUUCUCUGGGUCGUUUUCCUGCUGUUACAGUAUUAUUGCACAGUCAAGAUGCCGUUGAUUAGGACCGACAUAAGAUCUGUUUAAUGUAUAAAGCUCAGUGUACCAAAGUGCUGUAAGUGGAAAAUAUUCAGCCAAACAGUGUAACGCUCGGUAUGCAUCCCGUUGCAUUGGACGUAAAACUCACAAACCAUUUCAGAAAAAAGAGUAGCAUGCAGACAUUCAAACACGGUGGUGGUUGUGGGAUGUCCUAGCUCUGGUUUCCCGCUUUAGGAACAUGAAAACCAGCAGGUACACGUCGGACUGGCUUAAAAAAGGAGCUCCUGGUCUGGUCUGGCCUAGUCAAAGUCUGGAAUUAAAAUCAUAGAGUCAGGUGUUUUUGAAUAGUUUAUUCCUCCUAAUCAACAAAGUCAUAAAUUAAAACCUGCUUUUUGUAUUGGU